AUGUCUUCCGACGAAGCAGACACUCCUCGAUCUCACAAUCCCACUAAGCCGCCUGCGGCCAAGAAGCAACGCGUGCCGCGUGUGGGUCUUGCGUGCGAUAGAUGUAGGAAACGCAAGAUCAAGUGCAACGGUACCAUCGGCGGGGAAAAGUGUGUCUACUGUGUACAACUCGGCUCGACUUGCGAGUACAAGCAUGCUAUGCAAAAGUUUCAAGUUGGAUACGUGAAGGCUUUGGAGAAUCAAAUCCUUCGGUUGAAUAGUGUUCUUCGUCGACUGCAUCCCGACGACGAUUUCUCCAGCGAAGUUGGUGCCUCGCUCACGGAGGAUAACUGGGAUACGGAAGGCUUCAUAAACGAAGGCGAUCCCUCGUCCGCAGACCAGGCGCCGAGUUUGUUUGUCUCGACACAGACAUCGACUGCGCCGCCUCCCAGGGCUCAACCUCUCGUCAAGGCGGAAGAGGCAUCAGAUGUGGAGGGUGAUGAAGCGAUGAAACUGAGUGAUCUAACGGACGAGUUCCAACACUUGACUCUCAGGACGUACCUUGGACCUCAUUCGAGCGGGGCACUCCUCGACACCGCACUUAACAUAACGUUCGAACGAACUGGUGCGCGUCUAUCGCAGAGCGACCUCUCACGGUUCGGAAGGCCAAUAUUUUGGAGGUUCAACUCUUGGGAGUACCUGACUAACCGCGUCUCGCUCGAUUUCCCUCCACCGGAUCUCUUCCGUUCGCUCGUGGACCUCUAUUUCGAACACCAAAACCUGUACAUGCCCAUCCUUCAUCGGCCCACCUUCGAACGACACCUUGCUGCACGCGUAUAUGAUACUGACAUCUCAUUCGGUUUCCUCGUGAUGCAAGUUUGCGCAAACGGUGCUCGCUACAGUGACGACCCCCGAGUCUUACUGCCCGGAGCCGGUACGCAGUCGGCUGGCUGGAAAUGGUUCGAUCAAGUUCGCGGGCAUUCGUCCAUGCACAACGGUACAUCGCGUCUUUUCGACCUUCAGUCUAUAAGCCUCGCCACGGUGUACCUCAUGGGGUGUUCGGCGAUACAAGCAGCUUGGGUGUGGUGUGGUCAUGGCAUACGUCUCGCUCAAGACGUCGGCGCGCACAAGAAGAAGACCUAUAGCGCUGUUCCGAAUGCUGUGGACGAACAGUUCAAACGCGCAUUCUGGGUUCUCGUUUCACUAGACAAGCAUCUUAGCGCGUCGAUGGCAAGACCGUGUGCGACCACAGAUGAAAACUUUGAUCUCGACUUCCCAAUUGCGUGUGACGACGAGUACUGGGAACACCCUGAUCUUUCACAUGCAUUCAGACAGCCCGAGGGUCUGCCAUCACGUUUGGAUGUCUUUGUGCAUUACCUCAAGCUCUAUACGACUGUGUCAAAGGGCAUAAAUCUGAUAUUCGCCAGUCCCAAGGGUCGAGCUUUGCUUGGAGCCGAGGACGGUCGCUGGGAACAACCAACUGUCGCGGAUCUUGACUCGCGCUUGAAUACGUGGACCGAUAACGUGCCUACUCAUCUACGCUGGGAUCCUGGUGGUAUUGAUGAUGUGUCUCUAUUGCAGUCGGCGCAUCUCUGGAGUCGCUUCCACAGCAUGCAGAUCACUCUGCACCGCCCUUUCAUUGCUCCGCGAGCAGGUACCCCGAAGGGAGUCACAGAAGAGCUCGGCUUCCCUUCGUGGUCGAUAUGUCUAAGCGCCGCACGGUCUACAGUGCGCAUCAUCGAGUGCAUAGAAUCCCGCUUUCCGGGACGACUCUUCCCUCUGAUGCACAAACCGGUGUACGAGGCAGGUAUGAUGCUCUUCCUGGGUAUAUGGGGAUCGAAGAAGUUCGGUGUUGCGCCCAGAGUUGAGGAGGAUCUGCAAGGCAUAUACUCCUGCGAGCGUUUCCUCGAGACGCUUGAGACGCGCAUACAUCCCGCGGGACGGCACAGAGAUGUCAUCAAGGCUCUGCUAUCGCUCGUCGAUGUACCAGUAUCAUCUCAAUCUGGCGUGCAGAAGCGCUCGCUGGACGACUAUCAUGCGGAUGGGGGAUUUCCUGCGGAGAGUACACAGGAUUCCUCGGGGACUCUGGCUUCUCUGGACGACUGGUUCGCUGGAGCUCAGUAUGGUUCUAUGCAACCCUCGCUACAACAUCUAUUUGGAUCGAUCACCGAUCCCGCGAAUGGAGAAGGGGCCGGUGGCGCGGAUAUUAUGAACGGAAUCCCGGACCCGCUGUUUGCACCGGUGGGCUCUGAACCAUAUGGAACCGAGCACUCGUUGCCGCUGCAAGGAUGGGAUAUGGGUAACACAGUGCCAUAUAACUUCGAGAAUGGCUCCAACUCUAUAUUCGAUGCAUAG
This is a messenger RNA of Peniophora sp. CBMAI 1063, 2334 nucleotides long. The record is from the annotation of a GenBank genome assembly. Lineage: Eukaryota; Fungi; Basidiomycota; Agaricomycetes; Russulales; Peniophoraceae.